Molecule: messenger RNA, 961 nt
Organism: Musa acuminata AAA Group (dessert banana)
Lineage: Eukaryota; Viridiplantae; Streptophyta; Magnoliopsida; Zingiberales; Musaceae
Product: auxin-induced protein 22D
Exons: 4
Coding region: 61-672 (203 amino acids)
Biological process (GO): regulation of DNA-templated transcription
Cellular component (GO): nucleus
Molecular function (GO): protein binding
Source: RefSeq, a predicted model, not a curated record
GAAGGCUUUCUUCCACCUCCACAGGCACGGUCUUCCGGCAUCGCUUUCAUUUGGCACACCAUGGAAGCUGCGGCGAGCUACGUGAAGGACGGCGACGACCUCAGGGACACGGAACUCAGGCUCGGGCUGCCGGGCACCGAAGCGCCCGAGAAACCGGCGGCCCCCUCGACGAGGGGCAGCAAAAGAGCGCUGCAGGAAGAUGGCGACAUGGAAAGCCGUGCCAAGAGCAGGCCUUUGGAGGUGGACUGCGGCGAAGCACCAGCGGCAAAAACGCAGAUAGUUGGGUGGCCGCCGAUCCGAUCGUACAGGAGGAACAGCUUCCCGCCGAGGAAGGUGGAGGCGGAGGCGGAGGCGGAGGCCGCCGGACUGUACGUGAAAGUGAGCAUGGACGGGGCUCCUUACCUGAGGAAGAUUGACCUCAAGGUUUACAAGGGUUACAAGGAGCUCAGGGAGGCCAUCGACAACAUGUUCAAGUGCUUCACUCAAGGAGAGGUCUCAAGGAAAGAAGGCUGCAUCAGUGGAUCUGAAUCUGCCAUCACCUAUGAGGACAAAGAUGGAGACUUGAUGUUGGUCGGUGAUGUUCCCUGGGAGAUGUUCAUCUCCUCCUGCAGAAGAUUGAGGAUAAUGAAAGGAUGCGAAGUAAGAGGCCUGAGAACAAGACAAUAUAGCUAGGGCACAGGCUUACAAAGAAGAAACGAAGAUGGAGAGAAGAAGAAAGAGAAAGAAGAAGAAGGAAGCAUGAUGUCUGUGUCAAGAACAAUCUUGUAUUCCAACUUCACAAGAUGCAGAGUUUGUUCUGCAUGAGAUGUUUUCUGUAUAAAGGAUCUCUUUUAAGGUUUUUUGAGUUCUGGUUACACUAUAUAAUCAAAGGAUUGCUUGACUUCCUAUUUCAUGUACCACCAUGAUCUGAAUUUGAAGAAGCAAACAGAACAAAAGAGAAGAUAAACCAUGUUUCAGAAUC